Messenger RNA from Entrophospora candida, 1320 nucleotides. The record is from the annotation of a GenBank genome assembly. Lineage: Eukaryota; Fungi; Glomeromycota; Glomeromycetes; Entrophosporales; Entrophosporaceae.
AUGGUUUCAAUGUCGAUUAAACCAAUAGCAAGAUAUUACAAUUUCUUUAUUAUCACUACUAUAAUAAUCAGUAUUCUAUUGCUAGCAACUACUACAGCAGAAAGUAAUCUACAACAAAUCAGAAAAAGAGAUUAUGACAAGAGAUUUUAUUAUGCAAUAGAGGUUGAAAAUGAUUCUAUUGUUACACCAAAAGUCUUAGAAAACUUAUUGGAUGUAAAACACGAAGGGAUAAUUGGUGAACUCGAUAAUUAUCAUUUGUUUAGUUCAGCAAAAGAAGAUGUAGUUAUCGGUGUUGAUGAUACGAGCAACAGUAAUCCUCUUGAUAAACAGUUAAAAGAAAUUCGAAAAAGAUCUAUGGAAUCAUCAUCAAUGAUUAACAAACGAUCUCUUGAAGUCGUUGAUGGAAUAUUAACUGUGGACAAACAAGUACUUAGAAAAAGACAUAAACGUGUACCGUUACCACCAAAAAACAACAAUUUGGAUGAAUUGGAUCCAGAAGACAUUGGUAUUUCAUUAGGAAUCAGUGAUCCAGGUUUUAAAUAUCAAUGGCAUUUGAUUAAUCCGAAUGAAAUUGGAAAUGACAUUAAUAUAACUGGUAUAUGGAAAGAAGGAAUAACCGGUAAAGGAGUCACUGCUGCUAUUGUAGAUGAUGGAUUGGACAUGGACAGCGAAGAUUUAGCUGAUAAUUUCUUUGCAGAAGGAUCAUAUGAUUUUAAUGAUCAUACUCCAUUGCCCAAACCUCGAUUACUUCAGGAUACGCAUGGAACAAGAUGCGCUGGGGAAAUAGCUGCUGCAAAGAAUAGUGUAUGUGGUAUUGGUGUUGCUCCAGAUGCCAAAAUAGCAGGUUUAAGAGUGUUAUCUUCAGCAAUAUCGGAUGUUGAUGAAGCAGAGGCUUUAAAUUAUAAAUUUCAAAUGAAUGACAUAUAUUCGUGUAGUUGGGGACCACCAGAUGAUGGAAAGUCAGCAGCUGGACCUAAAGGUGUGAUACUUAAAGCAAUUACAAAAGGAAUAAAACAUGGCCGAGGUGGAAAAGGAAGUUUGUUUGUUUUCGCAGCUGGUAAUGGAGGUCUUUACGAAGAUAAUUGUAAUUAUGAUGGCUAUGCUAAUAGUAUAUACACUUUAACUAUUGGAGCUGUUGAUCGUAGACACGGAGUUCCAUAUUAUGCAGAAAAAUGUUCUGCUCUAUUAAUCUCUACUUAUAGUAGUGGAGGUGGAAGUUAUAUUUAUACUACUGAUGUUGGUAGUAAUAAAUGUACAAAUUUACAUGGUGGCACUUCUGCAGCUGCACCACUUGUUACUGGAGCUUUAUCACUAACCUGA